Molecule: messenger RNA, 819 nt
Organism: Serpula lacrymans var. lacrymans S7.9
Lineage: Eukaryota; Fungi; Basidiomycota; Agaricomycetes; Boletales; Serpulaceae
Exons: 3
Coding region: 1-819 (272 amino acids)
Source: RefSeq, a predicted model, not a curated record
AUGGGUACUGCAGCGUCGAGCUUCGCCAAAUUUGCAGAUAAUGACAAGCAAAGAAGAGCUAACGAUGUAAUCAACAGCCUCGUUGCCCUUGCAAAUGAGCGCAAGGAGAGUUUUCGAGAGAAGAUACGAUCAGAGGAGGAUUCCAAAAGUGUCCCCAUCAACAAAAUCAUUCAUGAAUAUCAAUUCAUGCAGCUUGGUGUAACUAAUGACCCGCAGGCUAUCAGUACUGCUAUAUCAGGUGCUUUGAGCGGGUUCAUCUCUGGAGAAAUACUCCCAGGCAUAACAAAGAUCGCGGGAUCUGCGUUGGAUAUCUUAUUCGGGAACUAUUCAGCGAAUCAAUCAUCGACUUCUACGUAUACUAUAUCCACAGGCAGUUUGGGUGGUGUAAAAAGGAUUGACACGGACUUCUUUUCAUACCAGUUCACCUCAAAAAAGAUAACAGAAAUUACUACGAACGUAGUGGUUGCGUCUGUUGUCAUAUCGUCGGCCAAACUUGAUGGGAUGAAAAAGAACGACGUGACCGUUAUCGUCCAGAUGCUCUAUAAGGACGCCUCUCAUGAAGAGAGAACUAUGAUUCGAGACAAAAUUUGGGAGGAAAUAGAGAAAGAAAAGGCCGAAGAUCUGAGGAUCGAAGACGACGAAGACGACGAAGAAGAAGGAGAAGGAGAAGAUGCCGAUGAAAUCACAGAAUUAUUGGAAAAGUUAGGGAUAGAUGAACACAAGUUGUCAAGGGCCGAUAAGCUGCAAUUCAUGGAAAUGUUAACGAGUCAGAAAAUGCGGGGUGGCCAUCACAAGCUUUUCUCGCAGAGGAAGAAGUAA